AAAUUAUUAUGUUUGUUUUAUGAAUAGAAAAGUUUAACACAAGCAUUAGCAAAAUCAACUUUUUAAAGCUAUUUUGAACUACAUUGCCCACAAUGCACCCAUCGUCAUUUGCUCUCGCGGGCUUUGUUUUGAUAUGGCGGCAGGCUUCGAAACUUUUGUCUGUUAUGUUUUUAUAACGUUCCUUUUUACACCAUUAAGGCAGCUUAUCUCCUGUAUAACAGCAAACCCUUCCUGAAACACCUCGGUCAACAUGCCAUCUCCAGCUGGGCCUGACUGCUCCCAAAGGGAUAUCUUGGCCCGAUGGAUGCCAAGUAGCACUAGAGCCGGAGUGAUCCUCAAUCCCUCAUCGGAAUUGGCCGGAUCUUUGCGGCACAUCUCUGCCAUCGGAACCACGCCACUGCUGCCAAACGACUCCUUUUCCUCUGAAUUUGCUCCUCUGCCAGCCUCCGCAGACAGCAGCUGCAUCGGUGUAGAAAGAUAUGCACGAUCACCUGGAGGAGAGAAUGCUCGGACAGACAAGCCGGUGAACAGUUUGUUCCCGGUACUAGCAAGAAUGUCAGAUAAACCGUACGACAGCUUGGAUGAAAUGGCUAGCAAAUCUCAGGAUCUACCCCUUAUGAUGAAGCUUGAACAGUUGAGGAAAUGGCAGCAACACAUGCAGGAGCAGCUAAAAGCUCAUCAGUUAGAGGAGCUGCUUAGCCUCCAGGAGGAGCAGCAGAGGCUGCUGGGAGUUGUAAAUGGAUCCAAGGUCUCCACAAGAGUGACUUCAGGGAUUUCAGAAGCAGAAUGGGAUGAAGAUUCACUCCACCGCAGGCCUGAUGCAAACUGUUGGGAAGUCCCACGUGAAACCUGUGACCUCAGACAGGAGCAGCUAUCUAAAGGUCAAGGUCCCGAAGAUCCCGAUGGGCCUUAUGACCAAGAAGAAGGUAUGUGGAACUCCAGAGAAGAUGAUCAAGACCAGAGUGUUGAUACCAGCUAUCUUCCUGAGGAGGAUGAUGCGUUAAUCCAACCGACAGGUGUAGCUAGGGCUGAAGGCAAUGGCAGAAAUGAGGAUGAAAGCUGCCAUGAAAGACCUAUAAGGCCAGGAAUUGGGGGUCAGAAGCAAACAUUCGAAGAGCUUCUGGAGGAGCAGCUGAGGCUUGAAGAGCAGAGGCUGAAGUCUGUCCAGCAACAACAGAGCCAAGAUGGAGCCAAAGCCCACCCUAAGAGGACCUUUCUGAAGCGAGGCGAGGGCCUUUCUAGAUUUACCAACAAAUGCAAAGAUCCAAUAAAAAAAGUGGAUGGAACAAACAAACCUCAACCCAAAGCUAUAUCAGUCUCCCGCAGCACCUCGGCACCUGCUUUGAUCCAGAAAGGCAGUUCAAACUGUGUCCCAAGGUUUCCAGUCCAACGUAAAACUGCUGUACUUAACAAGGAAAACAGAGCAAAGGGACUUUGUUCUCCUCCUCAGGAUGUUAGAGGACAGAGUAAGGCAGCGCACACCAAGGUUUUAGCUAGUCAUCAAAGGCAGAACACAGAAGGACCAGGACUGAUUCAAACAAAAUCUCAGGACGGACAAACCAAACUAUACAAACCCGGGCAAGGAAACGAGCAUACUGGCAGAAAAGCGGGUCUGACAGUUCAGGUCUUGAGGAACUGUGGUCCAAGCACACAGCCAAACCCUGUAACCAAGCAGGUGGGUGUGGAUUCUGCCAAAGAGAAGAGUUCUGGUUCAAGAGCAGAAUUAACUGAAGUAAGAACUGGUGCAGCGGAGGGAAGGGGACUUUCACGGGAGUCCUUUGAGUUGUCGUUUCAGGAGAAGCUCCAGCGCUGGGAGUGCAACCGGCAGCUGGAAAACAUGGAGCUGGGAGAGUUUGAGCUGCUGGAGCAAGCAGCGGAGGAACUGUCCUUCUCAUCGAACUCCUCAUUUGUCAUGAAGGUUCUUAAAAUGGACCAACAGAAACGGCAGCAGCAGGUUGUCAAUGGACGACAUCAGAGGCGACUCUCUUCCACCCCCAUUAAGUCACCUACAAGAGGCGAACCUGAGAAAUGCCCCAGUGCUCAUCACAGCGAUGUUUUAGCAGGUAGAAGCAGCUCUGUGGACUCAGGAGCCCCUGCAGUGGAGAUAAAAGGUGAAACACUCAUGAAUAAAGUUAAUCCAGAGGUUGAAGAUGGACAGUGCAGUGGGGGAGAAGACAAAUACGAUCUCUCUGACUUAUCAUCCAAUGGUGGCUCUGAAUUUGGAGAUCAGGAAGUUGUGGUCAGAGGGACCAUGUGCUUCCCUGCACCGUCUAACCCUCCAUAUGACAAGCGACCUUAUCAAGACGAAGACAGUUUCAGGGAUUCAGCAUCGGAUGUGGCACAAGGGGGCGAUGAGGAGAGCGAUGGUGUCCUCAGCAAUGCAGACGAUUCCACUCUGAUAGAGGAUGGAGCAAGCCAACAUGGGAAGGUUGUGUUUGAUGAUGACGACACAUGGAAUGACAUGGAGGAUACCACUGCUGGUAAAGCCAGUGAGAGUAGAGAAGUUAGUCUGGUUUCCAAGACAACAGCCAGUAGAACUUCUCCACUAUUGAGGAAGGUGGCUGUAAGCAAAGUUGUGCAGCCGGAUAAGAGUCCAGAGCCCGAUCCUCCACCUGCCUCUCAACUCAUGACGAGGUUGUUUCCCUCUCUGAAGCCAAAAGCUUCCACUGCACCUCUGCCUUCUCCGCCUGUAGCCUCCGAGUCCAGACAGCCAAAAGAUGAGACAGUCCAGCAGGCCCAGUCUAGACAGCUUCGAGAGAGACUGGUUGAGCUGGAGAUAGAGAUUGAAAGAUUUAAGAAGGAAAACGCUACGCUCACCAAACUCAGACAAGAAAAUGAGAAAAAACAGGAAGAUCUCAGGAAAGAGCUUUUGGAGUUUGAACAGACAAAAUCAGAGGAAAUGACCAAGUUUGAGGAAUACAAGAGAGAGGAAAACAGGAAGCUGCAGAAGGAACGCAAACUGUUUGAGAAGCAUGCAUCAGCUGCUAGAGCCAUACCUGACAAGAAGGAACGAGAAGAAAUCCAGCUACUGAAACAGCAGCUGAGCGCCCUGCAGGAGGAGGUGAAGAGGAAGGACAGCCGCUGGGCCUCCACGCACAGUCGGCUGCGACAACAGAUCGACUCCCUCAGCCAGGAGAACAGCUCUCUCCGGGAUGAGAUCCAAAUGCUGGAAAAGUUGCGCAUCAGUGCCUUAAAGAAAACCUGCAUCACUGCAGAGAAGGAAACAGAAACAAGAGACAGUCUCAGAAUAUCAGAGAAUAAUGUGCCAUCUGUGACCAAAGGAGUUACAUUUGCUAGUCCUCUUGACUCCAGAGGAAGUGUCGGCAGCCCUCCUGCAGCCAGAAGGAACUCCAAAGAUGGUGCAGCAGGUAUGAAAAGCAACCUGAGGAGGUCAGCAAGGUCGGGAUCUUUUCCCUCAUUCUCCUCUUCCUCACCCUUACCUGGCAGGAAAGCAGAGGAGAAGCUGGCACCUGCCAGCAAGAGUCAGGAUUACCCUCCAAACCAAGACGACUUACAGGAAUGCUCUCUGAAAAUAGAUCUGCCACCUAAACAAGCAGAGAGCAGAGAAGCUGAGGAGCCAGAAUCAGCCCUGGAGGUGAUCACACACCCAGAUGGCAAGAUAGAGAAGGUUCUGGCCAGUGGCGACCGUCUUCUCGUCUAUCCCAAUGGAACCAGGAAGGAGGUUUCAGCAGACGGGCUGUCAGUAAAGGUCACCUUCUUCAAUGGAGACACUAAACAAAUCACAGCUGACCAGAGAGUGACCUACCACUACGCUGAGGCUCAAACCACACACAUCUCAUAUCCCGACGGCAUGGAAGUGCUGCAUUUCCCCAACAACCAGACAGAAAAACAUUUUCCAGACGGCCGUAAAGAAAUCGUCUUUCCAGACCAGACGGUGAAGAACCUGUUCCCAGACGGCAAGGAGGAGAGUGUGCUGACAGACGGUACCAUCAUACAGGUCAACCCGGAUGGCACCAAAGAGAUCCAUUUUAACACAGGCCAGAAGGAGAUUCACACAGCAGACUACAAAAGACGAGAGUAUCCAGACGGGACAGUGAAGACCGUUUACACUGACGGCAGGCAAGAAACGCGCUACCCAACUGGACGGCUCAGGAUCAAAGACAAAGAGGGGAAUGUCGUCCUGGACAACUGGACAUAGGUUGAAACAAAUCAUAAAACUUUUUACACCCUAAUCAUCCCCAUCCAACUAACCCAAAGAUCAGAAAUAGGUCUCUGGUUGGCUAAAUGGGACUUGGGACUGGUGCUUUUCUGUUUCAACUCACUGAUUCAAAAGAUGAGACGACAAAAUGAAGUGCCAGAGAUUCAAGUAGCACUGCUUCCCUGUGAUGUUUUUAAAGUUGUUUAAAUAUUUAUUUUCUUAGCUGUAUGUUAAGUUUGU
This is a messenger RNA of Melanotaenia boesemani (Boeseman's rainbowfish), 4399 nucleotides long. RefSeq names its product centromere protein J (gene cpap). Gene Ontology annotation, molecular function: tubulin binding. Gene Ontology annotation, cellular component: nucleus; centrosome; centriole. The coding region runs from base 251 to 4159 and encodes 1302 amino acids. NCBI's taxonomy places the organism in Eukaryota, Metazoa, Chordata, Actinopteri, Atheriniformes, Melanotaeniidae. The record is from RefSeq and is a predicted model, not a curated record. The transcript has 19 exons. Gene Ontology annotation, biological process: cilium assembly; centriole elongation.